UCCCAUUUGCAUUCCAGGUGGCACGUUGGAGGAAGGUAUGAAGAAGAAAAGAGACAAAGGCAGGCUCCAACCAGAACUAAAGUAAAGUUUUUGAAGGUGUCGUACAGCAUGUCAAAUUUUAGUCCUUUGGCAAACUUACCUGCAAGGAGAAGAGAGAAAUGUAAUCGCUACUUAGGAGGGCCACCUACCCAGCCCAAAAUUGUGUGUGCAGGAACAGAGAAUAAACUGAGCUCUCUUUCUGACCUGGAGCAGCAGUACCGAGCCUUGCGCAAAUACUAUGAGAACUGUGAGGUAGUCAUGGGCAACCUGGAGAUAACCAGCAUCGAGCACAACCGGGACCUCUCCUUCCUCCGGUCUAUUCGAGAGGUCACAGGCUACGUGUUAGUGGCUCUUAAUCAGUUUCGUUACCUGCCUCUGGAGAACUUACGUAUUAUUCGUGGGACAAAACUUUAUGAGGAUCGAUAUGCCUUGGCAAUAUUUUUAAACUACAGAAAAGAUGGGAACUUUGGACUUCAAGAACUUGGAUUAAAGAACUUGACAGAAAUCCUGAAUGGUGGAGUUUAUGUAGACCAGAACAAAUUCCUUUGUUAUGCAGACACAAUUCAUUGGCAAGAUAUUGUUCGGAAUCCAUGGCCUUCCAACUUGACUCUGGUGUCAACAAAUGGUAGCUCUGGAUGUGGGCGUUGCCAUAAGUCCUGUACUGGCCGAUGCUGGGGACCCACAGAAAAUCAUUGCCAGACUUUGACGAGGACAGUGUGUGCAGAACAAUGUGAUGGCAGGUGCUAUGGACCCUACGUCAGUGACUGUUGCCAUCGAGAAUGUGCUGGAGGCUGCUCAGGACCUAAGGACACUGACUGCUUUGCCUGCAUGAAUUUCAAUGAUAGUGGAGCAUGUGUUACUCAGUGUCCCCAGACUUUUGUCUACAAUCCAACCACCUUUCAACUGGAGCACAAUUUCAAUGCUAAGUACACAUAUGGAGCAUUCUGUGUCAAGAAAUGCCCACAUAACUUUGUGGUAGAUUCUAGUUCCUGUGUACGUGCCUGUCCUAGUUCCAAAAUGGAAGUAGAAGAAAAUGGGAUUAAAAUGUGUAAACCUUGCACUGAUAUUUGCCCAAAAGCUUGUGAUGGCAUUGGCACAGGAUCACUGAUGUCAGCUCAGACUGUGGAUUCCAGUAACAUUGACAAAUUCAUAAACUGCACCAAGAUCAAUGGGAAUUUGAUCUUCCUUGUCACUGGGAUUCAUGGGGACCCUUACAAUGCAAUUGAAGCCAUAGACCCAGAGAAACUGAAUGUCUUUCGGACAGUGAGAGAGAUAACUGGCUUCUUGAACAUACAGUCGUGGCCCCCAAACAUGACCGACUUCAGUGUCUUUUCUAACCUGGUCACUAUUGGUGGAAGAGUGCUGUAUAGUGGCCUCUCCUUGCUUAUCCUCAAGCAACAGGGCAUCACUUCUCUUCAAUUCCAGUCUCUGAAGGAAAUCAGCGCAGGAAACAUCUACAUAACCGACAAUAGCAACUUAUGUUAUUAUCAUACCAUUAACUGGACAACGCUCUUCAGCACUAUCAACCAAAGAAUAGUGAUCCGGGACAAUAGGAAAGCUGAGAACUGUACUGCAGAAGGAAUGGUGUGCAACCAUCUCUGUUCAAGUGAUGGCUGUUGGGGACCUGGGCCAGACCAGUGCCUGUCAUGCCGACGCUUCAGUAGGGGAAGGACCUGCAUAGAGUCUUGUAACCUCUAUGAUGGAGAAUUUCGGGAGUUUGAGAAUGGCUCCAUCUGUGUGGAGUGUGACCCCCAGUGUGAGAAGAUGGAAGAUGGUAUACUCACAUGCCAUGGACCGGGACCUGACAACUGUACAAAGUGCUCCCAUUUUAAGGAUGGCCCAAACUGUGUGGAAAAAUGUCCAGAUGGCUUACAAGGGGCAAACAGUUUCAUUUUCAAAUAUGCUGAUCAGGAUCGGGAAUGCCAUCCAUGCCAUCCAAACUGUACCCAAGGGUGUAGCGGUCCCACUAGUCAUGACUGCAUUUACUACCCAUGGACGGGCCAUUCCACUUUACCACAACAUGCUAGAACUCCCCUGAUUGCAGCUGGAGUCAUUGGUGGGCUCUUCAUCCUGGUCAUCGUGGGUCUGACAUUUGCAGUUUAUGUUAGAAGGAAAAGCAUCAAAAAGAAAAGAGCCUUGAGAAGAUUCUUAGAAACAGAGUUGGUAGAACCCUUAACUCCCAGUGGCACAGCACCCAAUCAAGCUCAACUUCGUAUUUUGAAAGAAACUGAGCUCAAGAGAGUAAAAGUACUUGGCUCUGGUGCUUUUGGAACUGUUUAUAAAGGCAUUUGGGUACCUGAAGGAGAAACAGUGAAGAUUCCUGUGGCUAUUAAGAUUCUCAAUGAGACAACAGGUCCUAAAGCCAAUGUGGAGUUCAUGGAUGAAGCUCUGAUCAUGGCAAGUAUGGACCAUCCACACCUAGUUCGACUAUUGGGUGUGUGUCUGAGCCCAACAAUUCAACUGGUUACGCAGCUUAUGCCCCAUGGCUGCCUGUUGGAUUACGUCCAUGAGCACAAGGAUAACAUUGGUUCUCAGCUGCUGCUUAACUGGUGUGUCCAAAUAGCUAAGGUAAGUAAGUGCUCAUCACUUCUAGUGGAAAUCACAUUUCUUGGUUUAUAUCUCCUAAUCUAG
Messenger RNA from Trichechus manatus latirostris (Florida manatee), 2670 nucleotides. It is a transcript of the gene ERBB4, whose product is annotated as erb-b2 receptor tyrosine kinase 4. Gene Ontology annotation, cellular component: basal plasma membrane; signaling receptor complex; plasma membrane. Gene Ontology annotation, molecular function: epidermal growth factor receptor binding; transmembrane receptor protein tyrosine kinase activity; ATP binding. Gene Ontology annotation, biological process: protein phosphorylation; neurogenesis; positive regulation of cell population proliferation. The transcript has 20 exons. Lineage: Eukaryota; Metazoa; Chordata; Mammalia; Sirenia; Trichechidae. The record is from RefSeq and is a predicted model, not a curated record. Bases 109 to 2670 code for a protein of 853 amino acids.